Molecule: messenger RNA, 1156 nt
Organism: Lycium barbarum (goji berry)
Lineage: Eukaryota; Viridiplantae; Streptophyta; Magnoliopsida; Solanales; Solanaceae
Product: lignin-forming anionic peroxidase-like
Exons: 4
Coding region: 77-1045 (322 amino acids)
Biological process (GO): hydrogen peroxide catabolic process; response to oxidative stress
Molecular function (GO): heme binding; peroxidase activity
Source: RefSeq, a predicted model, not a curated record
UCCAUUCACAAAGCUAAUAAGUUUCUAUACAUUCUUGGUUUCUUGCCGUCAUAUCACCAUACUUUGCAUUGUCAAAAUGAGUAUUUCAACCAACUCUUUUGCAGCCAUUGCUGCCAUUUUUUCUCUUCUCCUCCUCUCCAGCAUGCAAUGUCAUGCACAACUUUCCUCCACAUUCUAUGACCGCACUUGCCCUAAUGCUCUUAACACGAUCCGUAAAAGUGUUAGACAAGCUAUGUCACGUGAACGUCGCAUGGCUGCAUCCCUCAUCCGCCUUCAUUUCCAUGAUUGUUUUGUCCAGGGUUGUGACGCUUCUAUCUUACUUGAUGAGACCCCUACGAUUGUUAGUGAGAAGACUGCCUUGCCAAAUCUUGGAUCAGUUAGAGGCUUCGGUAUUAUAGAAGAUGCAAAAAGGGAGCUUGAGAAAACAUGUCCAGGAACUGUAUCAUGUGCAGACAUACUUGCAGUUGCCGCUAGGGAUGCAUCGACUUUUGUUGGCGGUCCAUCAUGGGCAGUGAAACUCGGAAGAAGAGAUUCAACCACUGCAAAUCAUACUCUUGCAGAAACUGAUCUCCCUGGUCCUUUUGAUCCUCUUGAUAGGAUUAUUUCUGGCUUUGCGAACAAAGGCCUUAGCACAAGGGACAUGGUUGCUUUAUCAGGAGCACAUUCAAUUGGUCAAGCACAGUGCUUCCUUUUCCGUGAUAGGAUUUACAGCAAUGGAACAGACAUUGAUGCUGGGUUUGCUAGCACUAGAAGACGCCGCUGUCCUCAAGAAGACCAAAAUGGAAAUCUAGCUCCCCUUGAUUUGGUUACGCCCAAUCAAUUGGAUAACAAUUAUUUCAAGAACUUGAGACAAAGAAAAGGUCUUCUUCAAUCAGAUCAAGUUCUUUUGAGUGGAGGAUCCACCGAUAACAUUGUUACUGAAUAUAGCAACAACCGUCGAGCAUUUGCUUCUGAUUUUGCUGCUGCCAUGAUUAGAAUGGGAGAUAUUAGUCCCCUAACUGGUCAAAAUGGAAUCAUAAGAACCGUAUGUGGCUCUAUAAAUUGAUAUGUCAAAAGCCUAUUUCUUGUAUGAUUGUUUAGUGUAUUUAUAUUCAUUUGGUUCUUUCCCUAUGUAUUGUUUCAAGAAUGAAAUAAAUUCUUCGUUGCUUUUAAGGAA